Messenger RNA from Trichoderma atroviride IMI 206040, 1346 nucleotides. RefSeq lists its product as uncharacterized. Gene Ontology annotation, biological process: lipid homeostasis. Gene Ontology annotation, cellular component: endoplasmic reticulum; membrane. The record is from RefSeq and is a predicted model, not a curated record. Lineage: Eukaryota; Fungi; Ascomycota; Sordariomycetes; Hypocreales; Hypocreaceae.
ACGCCAUCUUCACGGGUUUCUCUUCAAUACGGACGCCCUACCUUGUGUGAUUUUGCAACGAAGUCGAAUUCGAGAAUACUCUUACAGAAUGAAGGACCCUUUCUUUAUUCCGCCGAUACCAUGGCUGUCUGAGCUGGUGCGGCCCUGGUGUGACCGCUUCGACCUCCCCUCGCUGCCAGACCACAUCCACGAAGUCCUCCUGUCCGCCGUCUUCUACUCGCUCAUCUUCUGGCCGAUUUCACCGCUGCUGUCGAAAUUAAUAGCCCCUCAGCACUACUCGAAGCUGUCCCGAAGAAGACGACUGAACUGGGAUGCACAUGUUGUGUCGUUCAUCCAGAGCACGCUGAUCAACGUCAUCGCCAUUUGGGUCAUGGUAGUAGAUCAAGAGAGAAAGAGCAUGAAUUCUGAGGAGAGGAUAUGGGGCUAUACUGGCGCUGCAGGCAUGGUCCAGGCAUUGGCAGCUGGUUAUUUCGUAUGGGAUCUAUACGUGACUAGCACUAAUUUGGAUGUCUUCGGGCUCGGGACUUUGGCGCACGCGAUCGCAGCUCUGCUUGUCUACACACUUGGUUUUCGACCUCUUGUGAACUACUAUGGAUGCGUCUUCAUUCUAUGGGAGCUAUCCACGCCCUUCCUCAACAUUCACUGGUUCUUUGACAAGGUCAACAUGACGGGCUCUAGCGCACAGCUUUACAACGGCAUUCUCCUGCUCUUCACCUUCUUCUCUGCCCGACUUAUUUACGGCACCUACCAGUCCUUUUGCGUCUUCAGCGACAUGUGGGCCGCCGUCAAUGCCCACCCUACAAAGACAUUCUCGCAAUCGCUCGUCAUGCAAUACGCGACGUCGGAGUCCACUGUCCCGACUUGGCUUGCAGUAUCAUAUCUGGCGUCAAACAUCACUCUCAACACCCUAAACUUCUACUGGUUUAUCAUGAUGAUACGGGCUGUUCUCAAGCGAUUUAAGCCAAAUGAAGAGCAUUCUAGCGCUACCGAGGUCGAAGGGGUCGAAGUCGACCUGUCUUUGAUUGCUUCUGGCGUGUCUGUGGGCAAGGGGGCGCAACACCGGAAACAGGCAACGUCCUGAAGUUUGAGAUGGAUGAUGAUCUGCCUUGGUUAACCCAUGGGUCUCAUGAUGUUGUCAUUUAGAAGGAUAUAGAGCUUAUGAUUGGGCUACGCGGCGCAACAGUCAGGCGACCUAGGAGGUUGCCGGGUAUAAUGCUUUGCUAGUGCUAUUUGCGGGGUUUAUUUUAGUAUCGGGGUUUAACUGCUAUACAGGACAUGACUUAUUACUGUUUAACUGUUUCACGGUCAUGUAUGAAUAUAAACGAUUUGAAUUUUUCCUACGGGAG